ACAAACCCAUAUAUCCAAACCCACUAUUCCAUACACAUAUACACUUUCACUGUUCCAUUGCCAAAAAAACAGAAAUGGAGAGAGUGUUCCAACUGGCGGCGGAGAGGCCGGUGGUGAUGUUCAGCAAGAGCAGCUGCUGCAUGUGCCACACCAUCAAGACCUUGUUCUCCGAUUUCGGGGCCAACACCACGGUCUACGAGCUCGACGAGAUCUCAGGUGGCAGGGAGAUCGAGCAGGCACUGGCUCGACACGUCGGCGCCGGCAGUGACUUCCCCGUGGUGUUCAUCGGCGGGAAGCUUGUUGGUGGUGCCAAUGAGAUCAUGACCCUUCAUCUCAACGGUUCUUUGUCUGCCAUGCUCAAACGGGCUGGUGCACUGUGGCUCUGAUCAUAUCGUUCGUUGAUGAGAUGGGUCAAGUUUUUGGUUAACUAUACUAUGUAUAACGGAGUUGAGUCUUUUUCUUCUUAAUUACAGUCAUCAUCGUAAUGAUGAUGAUAAUGAUAAAACCUCUGUUUUUGGCUAAGCAUCAGAGGUUACUACUACUGCGACUAAUUAUUAUAUAAUAAAGUUUGAUGAGAGUUUCAUCUCUUUGUGGGUGUCCGUGAUUUGUUUGAUUGAUCUUCAUGAGGUUCAAAUUGAGUACUAAAAAAGUAAAAACUGU
This is a messenger RNA of Linum trigynum, 660 nucleotides long. Lineage: Eukaryota; Viridiplantae; Streptophyta; Magnoliopsida; Malpighiales; Linaceae. The record is from the annotation of a GenBank genome assembly.